This is a messenger RNA of Prunus persica (peach), 3292 nucleotides long. RefSeq names its product probably inactive leucine-rich repeat receptor-like protein kinase IMK2. Gene Ontology annotation, biological process: protein phosphorylation. Bases 190 to 3060 code for a protein of 956 amino acids. Lineage: Eukaryota; Viridiplantae; Streptophyta; Magnoliopsida; Rosales; Rosaceae. Gene Ontology annotation, molecular function: protein kinase activity; ATP binding; protein binding. The transcript has 2 exons. The record is from RefSeq and is a predicted model, not a curated record.
UUGAAAGGCAGCAAUAAAAAGACCCGAACUUCAACCCACGAGAUCAUCGAGAUGGUCAAAGACCCAAAAUAAUAUGCAUAAAAUGCAUGGAGAUGGAGAAGAUAAAAAUAAAACAAUCUCUAAACAAAAAAAACCAAGCCAUUAUUAUUCACUAAAAGAAACUAGCCGUUAGAAAGGCUUUCUAAGCAGAUGCAGAUGAAGAGCGUCUGUCACCCACAUGACAUUUUCUCUCUCCCAACACAAGAUUCUCUCUCUCUCUCUCUCUCUCUCUCUCUCUCUCUCUCUCUCUCUCUCUCUCUCUCUCUCAAGUCUGAUGAUCCUCACGUGCCUUUCUCAGUCACUAAAACACCCACCUCCCAGCUUUCAGUACUUAAUCUUCUCCCAACUUAUUUUGCUCCUGUUCAUUCCUUCCUCUACUCUCCCCCCAACAUUUGGAAAAACCACAACCAAACUAGAAGAAGCCAGCGUAUUGUUCCAUCCAUUUCUUCUUUUUCUUUUGGUUUGUUUGUGGUCAUGGAUUACCCAUUUCAGACUUUUCAGUUUCUCAAAAAAGGAGUCUCUGAUUGGCGCCGGAUUUUACAUAAGAAGAAAGAAAAAUGGAAGAUCCUUCAUUCCAAAUGCACCCAUUUUAUCUUCUUUCUUCAGCUCCUGUUCUGUGCCCUCCAGCCAGUCAGAAGCGAAAUCUGGGAUGGUGUCAUUGUCACAGCAGCUGAUUACCAAGCUCUUCAAGCUAUCAAGCACGAGCUAGAUGACCCAAAAGGGUUCUUGAGGAGCUGGAAUGACAGCGGCUUUGGAGCUUGCUCCGGUGGCUGGGCUGGAAUCAAGUGUGCUCAGGGGCAGGUUAUUGUGCUCCAGCUUCCAUGGAAGGGAUUGGGUGGCAGAAUCUCAGAGAAAAUAGGCCAGUUUCAGGCGCUUCGAAAGCUCAGCCUCCACGACAACCAGAUUGAGGGUCCAAUUCCUCAGUCGCUGGGCUUCCUUCCAAGCCUCAGAGGAGUUCAACUAUUCAACAACAGACUCUCUGGUUCAAUUCCUCCUUCAUUGGGUUUUAGUCCUCUGCUUCAGACCCUUGAUCUUAGCAACAACUCUCUCACUGACAAAAUCCCAGAUAGUCUUGCAAACUCUACCAAGCUUUACAGGCUCAAUCUCAGCUACAAUUCAUUUUCUGGCUCUGUCCCAGUUAGUUUCACUCACUCACAUUCUCUUACCUUCCUUGCUCUGCAACACAACAAUCUCUCUGGUCCUGUCCCAGACUCAUGGGGCAGCACUGGAACACAAAACAGUCACUUAUUUAGACUUCAGUCCUUGACCCUUGACCAUAACUUCCUCUCAGGAAGUAUCCCUGCUUCUUUAGGCAAGUUAAGUGAGCUUGAAGAGGUUUCUAUUAGUGGUAACCACUUCAGUGGAGCCAUACCAAAUGAAAUAGGGAGCCUCUCUAGGCUUAGAACACUAGAUUUUUCUAAUAAUGCCAUCAAUGGAAGCUUGCCUUCUAGUAUCUCUAAUCUCUCCUUACUUGUUCAGCUAAAUCUGGAGGGAAACAAACUUGACAGCAAAAUCCCAGAAGGUCUUGGCAGUUUGAAAAACCUUUCUGUUCUCAACUUGAGGAAAAACCAAUUGCAGGGUCCAAUUCCUGCAGCUCUUGGAAACAUUUCCACACUUACCCAACUUGACUUGUCACUAAAUAAUCUCAGUGAUGGAAUUCCAGCUUCUCUUGCUGAUCUACCACAUCUUAGCUUCCUCAAUGUUUCUGACAAUAACCUCUCUGGUCCUGUCCCAGCUCUUCUCUCCCAUAAAUUCAAUGCAAGCUCUUUUGGGAACACUCAGCUAUGUGGGUACAGUGCUUCAACCCCAUGCCCAUCUGAAGCACCAUCUCAAAGUGUCCAAGCUCCAGCCCCUGAGGUUUCGAAACGCCACCGCAAGCUAAGCACCAAAGACAAAAUUCUUAUAGCAGCAGGAGCUCUUCUAUUAGUAUUGUUUGUACUUUGUUGCAUACUUCUCUGCUGUUUGAUAAGAAGAAGAUCUGCAUCAAAAGCCAAGGAUGGCCAGGGUACAGCCGGAGCCGGAGCUGCAAGGACCGAAAAGGGGGUCCCAGCUGUUGCUGGUGAAGUUGAAUCGGGUGGAGAGGCUGGAGGAAAGCUAGUACACUUUGAUGGGCCAAUGGCUUUCACAGCAGAUGAUCUUCUGUGUGCAACAGCAGAGAUUAUGGGGAAGAGCACUUUUGGGACUGUCUACAAGGCCACACUGGAGGAUGGGAGUGAAGUUGCAGUGAAGAGAUUGAGAGAAAAGAUAACCAAAAGUCAGAGGGAGUUUGAGGCAGAAGUGAAUAUACUUGGGAAAAUCAGACAUCCAAAUCUUCUGGCACUGAGGGCCUAUUACUUGGGACCUAAAGGAGAAAAGCUUCUGGUUUUCGAUUACAUGCCUAAAGGAAGUCUUGCAGCAUUUCUCCAUGCUCGAGGUCCUGAUACUCCCAUUGAUUGGCCAACAAGAAUGAACAUAGCAAAGGGCAUGGCAAGAGGCCUGUCCUACCUCCACACCAAUGAGAACAUUAUACAUGGGAACCUCACAUCCAGCAAUAUUCUACUUGAUGAGCAGACCAAUGCUAGGAUCUCAGAUUAUGGCCUCUCUCGCCUCAUGACCGCAGCUGCCAAUUCAAAUGUGAUUGCAACUGCCGGAGCACUAGGGUACCGAGCACCGGAGCUCUCAAAGCUUAAGAAGGCCAACACAAAAACGGACGUAUACAGCCUUGGGGUGAUCAUAUUGGAACUCCUAACAGGGAAGUCUCCUGGUGAGCCAAUGAAUGGCUUGGAUUUGCCUCAAUGGGUGGCCUCCAUUGUGAAAGAGGAGUGGACUAACGAAGUUUUCGAUUUGGAAUUGAUGAGGGAUGCAUCAAUUAUCGGUGACGAGCUGCUAAACACAUUGAAACUAGCCUUGCAUUGUGUUGAUCCUUCACCAUCUGCAAGACCAGAAGUUCAACAGGUUCUGCAGCAACUAGAGGAGAUUAGACCCGAAACAGCUGCCAGUUCCAGUGACGAUGGAGCUGGAGCCCCUUCAGCAAGUGAGUGAAAACUGAUUCCAGAAGUAAGUGGGGUUUGGUAGACAUAUUUAGGAAGAGAAGCUAGCUACUAAGUCCAAGAUUCUUUCAUUCUUCGAAAUUAAUUUUGCUUUGUUACACUUCAUCAGUGUCUGUAAAUAGAGUCUUCUCUGGAUUAAUUUAAGAGUGUUUUUGCGAUGUAUUGAAUGUUCUCACUAUCUAGUGAACUAUUGUUUUGAAAUCUCACUAUCAAUAUUUUUGAUU